UUGGUGUGAAUUUGUCCAGUGUGUGAGUUUUGCCCAUUGUGCUGUGUGUGAGUUGGUGUGGAUUUGUCCAGUGUGCUGUGUGUGUGUGUGUGUGUGUGUGUGUGGCUGCAGAAAUGUCUGCGCUGCUCCUCUUGUGUGUGUGGAUGCUCUCCCUGGGCCGUGAUGUUGUCGCACAGGACAGAACGUAUCUGAUCACAUCUCCUCGGCUGGUGCGGCUGGAUGCAGUGGAGACGGUGGUAGUGCAGGUGUUUGACGAGCAGGACGCCACCGUGCAGCUGCACCUGAAGAAGUCCCUGGCCGCAGGGGACACUCAGUAUGCCACGGAGACCGUCCAGCUCAACGCAGAGAACAGCUACCAAGCGGCCGCCAACAUGCGGAUCGUCUCCAAGGACUUCCCGUCUGAUGUCACCCAUGUGUACCUCCACGCUGUGGGCAGCGGCAUUAACCAGCACGAGAGAAUUCCCGUCUCCCGUGACAACGGACUCCUCUUCAUCCAGACUGACAAGCCUCUAUACACACCUGAGCAGUCGGUGAAAGUGAGGGUCUUCUCCCUGAGUGAAGAGCUGAAACCAGCCAGGAGAAAAGUCACUCUCACAUUUCGGGACCCUGAUGCCGUGAAAGUGGACAUUGUGGACCUGGAGGAUGUUAGUGGGAUCAUAUCGAUGCUGCACCCUUUUAAAAUACCCCUCAAGCCAAAGUUCGGGGUGUGGAAGAUCGAGGCAUCCUACACAGAUGACUUCAGCACAACUGCCUAUGCUCAGUUUGAAGUCAAGGAGUAUGUUUUACCCAGCAUCAUAGUGACUAUACAACCAGAGCAGCGCUACAUCAGCCAAGCCAACAUGGACUCCUUCAAGCUGAGCGUCACAGCCAGGUAUGCUCAUGGAGCCCCUGUGCAGCAAGCCUAUGUGAUGAGCAGGUUUGGCUACAUCUCAGGAGAGAGCACAGUCAUCCUACCCAGGACCAGCAGGACUGUGGAGCUGACUGAUGGCCAGACGGAGCUCAACCUGAACAUCACACAGGCCCUCGCUGACGCCAAGGAUGGACCCAAAGACCUACGGCAGCUUGAGGGCACACACCUGUAUGUGAUGAUCACAGUGGAGGAGACUACAGGUGGCGUCAGACAGCAGGCUGAGUUGGCCACUGUCAAGUUUGUAGCGUCUCCCUUCAGUUUGAGCUUGAUUGCAACUCCUCUCUUCAUCAAACCAGCGCUCCCAUAUACUGUCAGGGCAGUGGUGAGGGGCCCAAUGGGGGAUCCGGUGAGUGGUGUGCCUGUCAAGAUCCAGGCGUCGGUCACCAACGGCAACGGGCAGCAGGAUGUGCUGUUGUACUCCAACACGGAGCGGGAUGCCACCCAGGUGUCCGACAGUGAUGGGGUGGCCCGCUUCACCUACAACAUCCCCAGCACCUCCGUCAGGGCCCAGUUUGUAAUGGAGACGGUUGAUAAGAAGCUGCCCUCCGAGAGUCAGGCUGCAUUCAAGUUCAAGGCUGACACGUAUGUGUCCACAAGAGGGCGCUAUCUCUACAUCGACCUCCCUGGCUCCCUGUCCACUGUGCAGGUCAACCACUACGUGGGCAUAGACGUCUACUUCCAAUACCGCGAGUACCUCACCCUCAAGUCUUUCAGCUACCAGGUGCUGUCCAAGGGCAGAGUGGUGAAGCAGGCCACUCAGCCACGCCGGGGCACCUCCACGGAGUUCAUCAACCUGAAGGUGACGCCGGACAUGGUGCCGUCCGCCCGGCUCAUCGUCUACUACGUCCAGUCAGGAGAGGGCGCCGCAGAGCUGGUGGCCGACUCCGUGUGGUUCGACGUCCAGGACAAGUGCAUGAAUGGACUCAAGGUGGCGCUAAGUGUCCCCAGCCCUCAGUAUGAGCCCAAAGAGGAGCUGGCCCUGCAGCUGAAGAGCAGCCAAAGCUCUGUGGUGGCCCUGGCAUCCGUGGACACAGCACUCCACUCCCUCAGGCUCAAGCACACAGACCCACUCAGCACUGUGUUGCGGCAUGUGGAGAGGAAGGACAUGGGUUGUGGUGGAGGAGGAGGGAGGGACGCAGCUGAUGUGUUCCGCAGAGCCGGCCUCAUCUUCAUGACCAACGCUAACGCCAAGACAGUCAUCGAAGGUGACACAUGCUCUGACGUUGUAAGGCCUAAGAGGGAAUUGAAAAAGGAGCACUGUGACCAAAUGAUCCAAAGGUUUCCUGCUCUGAAGCGCUACUGUGUGGAGGGCAGUAAGCAGUUACCUACUUUAGAGUCCUGUGAAGCCAGAGUCAGUCGGUUGGGAUUUGCACACCGUCAAUUGGCGAGGGAAGCCUUUCUGUGCUGCUGCAAAGUGGCCCUUCAGCUAAUGAACAGACCUGGGGUGGUCACUCUUGCUCGCUCAGAGAUGGAAGCCCUGUUUGAAGAUAGCCUCCCCAUGCAGAUCCGGAGCUAUUUCCCUGAGAGUUGGCUUUGGGAGGAGCACCAAGUCCCAGAGGGUACUACAGUCCUCAGACGGAUGCUCCCAGAUUCUCUGACCACCUGGGAGAUGAGAGCAAUUGGUCUGUCUAACGAUGGCGUGUGUGUGUCGGAGCCGCUGCGGGUGUCGGUGAGCCAGGCGGUGAGUGUGGACGUGCCUCUGCCCUACACUAUGGUGCGCGGAGAGCAGAUCGAGCUGAAGGGCUCCAUCUACAACCAGCACGACCAGGAAUCAUGGUUCUCCCUGACUCUGGACGCCUCCGGGGGGAUCUGUGUGUUCCGUGGACAGAACUCUGAGGAGAAGAAUAAGGGCGUUCUGGACAAACAUUCCGUCCACUUCGUCCACUUCUACAUCAUGGCCCUGGAGGCCGGCACACACACCCUCAACUUCACGCUCGGCACCCGGUGGGGCCGAGAGAGACUGGUCAAGAUUCUGCGAGUGACCCCUGAAGGGAUCCUGACUGAGGACAACACUGGGGCCACCAUCGACCCCCAGGGCAUCUACGGAAGUGCCAAGAGAAAAGUGGAGCUGAGGAACUCUUUUCCUCCAAAGGUGGUGCCAAACUCACCAGUGGAGCGGCGCCUCACUCUUACCGGUGAAUUGCUGGGAGAGGUACUGGCCAUCAUGAACGACCCCAAGGGGCUUCAGCAGCUGGUGAACCUGCCACGGGGCUCUGCUGAGAAGGAGCUGAUGGGUCUCCUGCCCCUCUACUACGUGUACCACUACAUGGAGAUGGGCAGCCACUGGGCCAGCCUUGGGCCCCAGGCCGCCGACAUCAAGGCCGACCUCAAAAACAAGAUGAAGGAGGGCCUCAUCAGCAUCAUGUCCUUUAAGACAAGAGUCAACGACGCCUUCAGCAUGUGGAAGGACAGAGAAGCAAGCACAUGGCUGACUGCUCUCAUGGUGAAGACUCUGGCAGAAGUGAACAAGUACACUGCUGUGGAUGGCAAUGAUGUCUCCAAGUGCAUCUAUUGGCUGGUCAACAGCUGUCAGAAAGCAGAUGGGUCUUUCCUGGAAACAUCCAACUACAAGCCUAUAAAACUCAUGGGCGCUGGAGCCGACACCACAGAACAGGCCGCUUACCUCACGUCCUUCGUCAUCAUCGGAAUCAAGAACGCCAUGGCGGAGGUUCCAGAAUGUAAUCUCCAGCUGUAUUCGGAGUCCCUGAAGAAGGCAGAGAGCUUCCUGUUCGACAGUGUCCAGUCGGGGAAGCUGAAGAGCCUGUACGUGCGAGCGGUGACGGCCUACGCUCUCAGCCUCCUCGACAGCAGCAGCAUUCCGUCCGUAACGCUCUACGAGGGACUGCAGGCGGCCGCCAGUGUCAAAGGUAACCCACCUGUGGUGCGCUUCUGGCAGGAAGACUCGUCGGCUGCGAACCCCCUGAAGCCACAUAAGGCGUCGGCCCAGACAGCGGAGACAACCGUCUACGUGCUGCUGACCGCCCUGCUGAGAGGCCACGCCUCCCACGUCAAACCCAUCCUCACCUGGCUCACGCAGGACCAGCGCUACGGCGGAGGAUUCUACUCUACGCAGGACACUAUACUCACCUUGGAGGCCUUGGCCAAGUAUAGCAUCAUGACCAAGGAUGCCAUCCUGAACAUGGGCAUCAAGGCGGCAUACAGGACCAAAGGAGACCUGGAUUUCAUCACCCUCACGGACAGCAGACCUGUUGGCAAGCCCAUAACAGUGACGAAAAAUGAUGACAUCAUCCUCUCCACAGGGCUCAGCACUGGAGUAUCUGUGGCUAAUCUGAAAACAGUCUAUUACAAAAUGGUAGAUGACAGUGAUGCUUGCCACUUUGACAUUUCCAUUGAUAUGAAACCACGCAACCCACGCUCCAAUAACUACAUGGAGUUGUUACCACGCAUCAUCGCCUGUGCGAGGUAUAAACCAUCGGAGAAUGAGGUGUACACAGAGGCCAGUCACACUGUCAUGGAGAUUCAACUGCCAACGGGAGUAAACCCACUACAAGAGGACCUGGACACGAUGCAGAAUGGCCUCGAGACUCUCAUCUCUGAUUACGAAGUUGACGGGGACAAAGUCAUCAUCCAACUGGACUCGGUGCCCUCGGCCGCACCAUACUGCGUGGGAUUCCGCGUUCAGGAGCUUUUCAACACGGGCAUGACCAGCGGCUCCCUGUUCAGAGUGUACGAGUACCACGACCCAGAGAGCUCGUGCUCUAAGGUCUACCACCCACAGGAGCGCAAACUACUGAGGCUGUGUGAAAAGGAACAGUGCCACUGCAUGGCAGCGGAAUGCUGCACCUUCAGAUCCACUCUGGACACUGAUCAGAUCAACGCUGACUCCCUGCAGAAGGACAUGUGCAAGGACAGGGUCAAAUAUGCGUUUAAGGUCAUUGUUGAGUCGAAUGAAGCCGAGGGAGAUUUUGUGACAUACAAAGCGAAAGUACAGGAUGUCUUCAAAAAAGGGGCAGAGGACGUAAAGAUCAGCUCAGAGGUGGAGUUUGUGAAGAAGGCCACGUGCAGCUCCACACGGGUGGAGGCAGGACAGCAGUACCUGGUGAUGGGGGCGGAGAUCAUGCAGAUACGGCAGCACCGCUCCUACAGAUAUAAGUUCCCACUGGACUCCCAGGCACAGGUGGACAUAUGGCCGGACAGAGCGACCUGCAAGGAGAGGGCCUGCACAAACUACCUCAGAGAGCUUGACAACUUCACAGAUAACAUUCUCAUCGAUGGUUGCUGAGGGAACCAAAGUCACCUGACCACCACAGAGCCAAUGAGAGGACAGGGAGCCUGCAAAGCACCUGAAGAAUGUAGAUAUACCCACUGUACUCACAAGUGUUUGGAAAUGUACCUAUGAUACGCAGUGGAAUGCAGUGAUUGUUAACCUGUAAAAACAAAUAAAUACAUUUACAGACAAAAUA
Alosa sapidissima (American shad) is the source of this 5334-nucleotide messenger RNA. RefSeq names its product complement component 5 (gene c5). Gene Ontology annotation, molecular function: protein binding; endopeptidase inhibitor activity. The record is from RefSeq and is a predicted model, not a curated record. Gene Ontology annotation, cellular component: extracellular region. Bases 114 to 5153 code for a protein of 1679 amino acids. The transcript has 41 exons. NCBI's taxonomy places the organism in Eukaryota, Metazoa, Chordata, Actinopteri, Clupeiformes, Clupeidae.